AUGGCUGUAGUGGCUAUAGGAUGCAACAAUUCUUCUGUGACAAAGUUUAUCUUGCUGGGGUUUUCGGAUAAUCCUCAGUUGAAGGCUUUCCUAUUUGCAUUAUUUCUGGGGAUCUACCUCCUAUCUCUGAUCCUCAUGGCUCUGAUCAGGAUGGACCCUCACUUUCACAAUCCCAUGUACUUCUUCCUCAGAAACUGAUCCUUUAUAGACAUCUGCUAUGUAUCCUCCACCACCCCCAAGAUGCUCUCUGUCAUCAUCACUGAGCAGAAAACCAUUUCCUUGCUUGGCUGCUCCAUGCAGUACUUUGUGUUCUGUGGGAUGGGGCUGAAGGAAUGCUUUCUCUCGGCAGCCAUGACAUAUGACCUCUGUGCUGCCAUCUGCAACCCACUGCUCUACACUGUCCUCAUUUCCCACACGCUUUGUUUAAAGAUGGUGGCUGGUGCCUAUAUAGGUGGAUUCCUUAGUUCUCUGGUUGAAACAUUCUAUCAGAAUGUCUUCUGCGGGCCCAGCAUGACCAACCACUUCUUCUGUGAUCUUCCUCCAGUCUUGGCUUUGUCCUGCUCGGACACCUUCAUCAGUCAGGUGUUGUGCUUCAUUCUGGGUUGUAUUGAUGGGGUGGUGUCCGUCCUUGUCAUCCUCAUCUCUUAUAGUUACAUUGUGGCUGCUGUCCUCAAGAUCAGCUCAUCUGAAGGUAGUACCAAGGCCUUUAGCACCUGUGCCUCUCAUCUGACUACAGUGACCCUCUUCUAUGGCUCUGGUCUCUUCAUGCGACCUCCUUCCAGCUACUCCUUGAACCGGGACAAAGUGGUGUCCAUAUUCUAAGCGGUGGUGAUCCCCAUGGCGAAUCCUGUCAUCUGCAGUCUUAGGAAUAAGGAGAUUAAGAAUGCCAUGAGGAAAGUUAUGGAAAGGGACCAUGUGUUCAUUCCCAGGCAUUCAUUUUUCUGA
This is a messenger RNA of Perognathus longimembris pacificus (Pacific pocket mouse), 945 nucleotides long. Its product is annotated as olfactory receptor 5A2. The record is from RefSeq and is a predicted model, not a curated record. NCBI's taxonomy places the organism in Eukaryota, Metazoa, Chordata, Mammalia, Rodentia, Heteromyidae. Gene Ontology annotation, cellular component: membrane. Gene Ontology annotation, molecular function: olfactory receptor activity; odorant binding. Gene Ontology annotation, biological process: sensory perception of smell; G protein-coupled receptor signaling pathway.